GUUUACCUUGGAUAUUCACCUUUAAUGUGAAGUUUUAUCCCCCUGAUCCUUCACAGUUGACUGAAGACAUCACUAGAUAUUUCUUGUGCCUACAGCUUCGUCAGGAUAUUGCUUCUGGUCGACUGCCAUGUUCUUUUGUGACUCACGCCCUCCUCGGUUCAUACACCCUGCAGGCUGAGCUGGGUGAUCAUGACCCAGAGGAGCAUCGCAGUGACUAUAUCAGUGAAUUCCAGUUUGCACCCAAUCAAACUCAAGAAAUGGAAGAGAAAGUAGCUGAGCUACAUAAAACACACAGGGGCUUGACUCCAGCACAGGCGGAUUCCCAGUUCCUAGAAAAUGCUAAGAGACUCUCCAUGUAUGGAGUGGAUUUACAUCAUGCCAAGGAUUCGGAAGGUGUGGAUAUCAUGCUGGGUGUAUGUGCUAAUGGACUGCUCAUUUACAAAGAUAGACUCCGGAUCAACCGCUUUGCUUGGCCAAAAAUUCUGAAGAUUUCCUACAAGCGAAGUAAUUUCUACAUCAAAGUCAGGCCAGCAGAACUGGAACAGUUUGAGAGUACUAUUGGGUUCAAGCUGCCAAACCAUCGGGCUGCUAAAAGGUUAUGGAAGGUUUGUGUGGAGCACCAUACUUUCUUCAGACUUGUAUCACCAGAACAGCCUCCAAAAGCAAAGUUUCUAACCUUGGGUUCCAAGUUCCGCUACAGUGGUCGUACACAAGCACAGACACGACAGGCUAGCAACCUCAUAGACAGACCAGCUCCCUACUUUGAGCGCACUUCAAGCAAACGUGUUUCCAGGAGCCUUGAUGGAGCUCCCAUGGGUAUCUCAGACCAAAGUCUGCUAAGAGACUUCCCUACUACUGCAGGGCAGGCUGCUGGAGAUAAAAUCAUUGAUAUUGAAGCUACCGGUCAGGCCAAGUUAAAAGAAAGUGGCAGAGAAGAAGAUGGAAGCCCAGUCAAAACGCCACAAUUAGAAUUGACUCAGGAUGGAAAGAGCAAUUCCUUGAGAGUAGACGGGGAAAAUAUUUAUGUCAGACAUAGCAAUUUAAUGUUGGAGGACCUGGAUAAGACCCAGGACGACUUACUGAAACACCAGGCUAGCAUUAGUGAGCUCAAGCGCAAUUUCAUGGAAUCCACACCUGAACCACGCCCAAAUGAGUGGGAAAAGCGGCGUAUCACACCUCUGUCCCUACAGACACAAGGGAAAAAAGGAGACCACAUUUUCCAAGUGAAAACGCUGCCUGGGAAGGAGAAGCAAUGGACUGCGAUGCCAUGGAUUGCUGGAGCAAAACCAGAGGAAACCGAUAAGGUGGCUGCCCUGAAACCUACUGCCUUUUUUGCUGUAUCUGCUGUGGGCUAG
This is a messenger RNA of Balearica regulorum gibbericeps (East African grey crowned-crane), 1355 nucleotides long. The record is from RefSeq and is a predicted model, not a curated record. NCBI's taxonomy places the organism in Eukaryota, Metazoa, Chordata, Aves, Gruiformes, Gruidae.